AUACGAGAAAAGAUAAAUUAUAUGAAAAGGGUUUAAUUUUGGAUACGUAUUUAAAUAUGGUAUUUGGUAGGCUAGUAUUUCGAACGUUUUAAAAAAAAAUUCCCCACGUGUUCCUUUAUUCACCUAUGAUGACUAACUUUAAGUCAAGUCCGCAAAGUACAAACCCCAUCACAAGUUAAGAUUUUCUGUAACCAGAAGAAGCUUUUUUUUAUGUGUACACCAUUGGUCCAUUGGCUUCAUUAAAAAAACAAAUAUUACUUAUUUAUUGUCUUUGGCAUUUAUCAAACAUGAAAAAUGUCUAAUAAUUUAAAAUUCUUGUUACUUUUUUUUAAUCAUCACAUAAUUGUGUGUUUUAAUCCCGGAAUAUGUAAGACCAAACGAGACAAAGAGAACUUGAGUUUUUAUAAAAAGCCACAAAAAGUAUAAAAGUAAGAUAAAGUUAUUAUUUUGUGAGAACAAAAGGAGAAGAGAGAAGAAAGAGGUGGUGGGAGAUAGAGAGAGAGAGAGCAUGUGAAGAAGGUGGAGAUCUUUUUGAUAAUUUAAUCUCCUCCUCCGUCCUUUAAUUUCAGAUUGCGCCGGCGAUGGAGGUGGAAUCCUUAGCGAGGGAGAUGGAGACGGCGGUGCGUGUGGUGCACCUUGCUUCUUCUCUGUGUGUAAAAGUUCAGGAGAAGCUUCGUCUUCCUUCCUCCACUAACGGUAACGGUGGUGGCCACGUUAAGUCCAAGGAUGAUGAUUCCCCUGUCACCGUCGCAGAUUGGGGUGUUCAAGCGAUUGUGAGCUGGGUUUUAGCUGAGGUUUUUGGUACUCAGAACCUUUCUAUUGUCGCUGAAGAGGACACUGAUUCCCUCUCCAAGUCCGAGUCUUUAGGUCUUUUAGAUUCUGUCUCCAACGCGGUCAACGAAGCAUUGUCUGAAGCUCACAAAUACGGUCUUCCCAAGCCAGACAAGCCCUUGGGAUCGCAUGACAUUCUAAAGGCUAUUGGUCGUUGCAACUCCACUGGAGGUCCUAAGGGAAGACACUGGGUUCUUGAUCCCGUCGAUGGGACGUUAGGAUUUGUUCGUGGCGAUCAGUACGCUGUUGCUUUGGCUCUGAUAGAGGACGGUAAGGUUCUGUUGGGAGUACUAGGAUGUCCUAACUAUCCGGUCAAGAAAGAGGGCUUACGUAACGGUUGUAACCAAUCUGGAGCUGGAUCAGUCUCGAAAGGGUGUGUCAUGUAUGCAAAGAGAGGUAGUGGUCAAGCCUGGAUGCAGCCGUUGAUCCCUGGUGGAUAUCCGGAAUCUGCAACGCUUCUUAAGGCUUCGAAAGUUGAUGAUCCGGUUUUAGCUACGGUUUGUGAGCCAGUGGAGAGAGCAAACUCUAACCACUUGUUCACCGCAGGACUUGCCAAUAGCAUGGGAGUUAGGAAACAGCCUAUGAGAGUGUACAGCAUGGUGAAGUAUGCAGCGAUUGCAUGUGGAGACGCUGAAGUGUUCAUGAAGUUUGCGCAGUCGAGUUACAAGGAGAAGAUAUGGGAUCACGCAGCUGGAGUUGUGAUUGUGGAAGAAGCUGGUGGUGUGGUGAGUGAUGCGGGCGGGAGAAAGUUAGACUUCUCAAAAGGAGUUUACUUGGAAGGUCUUGACAGAGGAAUCAUAGCGUGUUCUAAUACGGUUUUGCAUGAUAAGAUUAUAGGUGCUGUUUAUGCUAGUUGGGAAUCUUCUAGUCUCUGAAUAAGCUUUAGCCACGUUCCUCAGUUUGCUGCAGAAUCAUCUAGCCUACGUUUUUAAAGCAAAUGUAAAGAAGAAACUGAUCUCCUUUUCAAGAUCCUGAACAGUUUUCACUUUGGUUUACCUUCAUCAUUGCUUCCACUGGUUCUGAUUUUACAGCUUGUAGAACACAAGGGUCUGUAAGAGACAGACAUUUUCUCAAGUGUUGACUUAUAGUGUAUACCUUAAAUUUUAAAAUCUAUUAGUUGUAAUAUUUUAAACAUGAUC
Molecule: messenger RNA, 1970 nt
Organism: Brassica rapa (field mustard)
Lineage: Eukaryota; Viridiplantae; Streptophyta; Magnoliopsida; Brassicales; Brassicaceae
Product: PAP-specific phosphatase HAL2-like
Biological process (GO): sulfate assimilation; phosphatidylinositol phosphate biosynthetic process
Molecular function (GO): 3'(2'),5'-bisphosphate nucleotidase activity
Source: RefSeq, a predicted model, not a curated record